UUUCAAACCACAAACUAUAUGUGGCUCAUGAUGCUUCUUCAUCUUCAAACCAAAGGUUCUCAUAUUUACACCAAACCCACAAACACACAAUAAACCCAUUCUCAUCACCAAUCUUGCUUCACAUUCAUUAUUAUGGCAGCAUCAUCGGUUACCGCAACAGGGUUUGCAUCUUCCUUUCAUGGAAGUUGGGGGACAUCCAUAGUUGGUGAAGAGUAUGGAACCUUGGUGGCUAAGACCACACCCAACGUGGUUCGGGUCGGGAGGCCGUUGAGGUCCGGACCGAUGAUGGGAAAUGUUAAUGAAGGGAAAGGGAUCUUCGCGCCUUUGGUUGUUGUCACGCGUAAUAUCGUUGGGAAGAAGCGGUUUAAUCAGAUUAGAGGGAAAGCGAUUGCGUUGCACUCGCAGGUAAUAACAGAGUUCUGCAAAUCGAUAGGGGCGGAUGCAAAACAAAGACAAGGGUUGAUUCGAUUGGCAAAGAAGAAUGGCGAAAAACUUGGAUUCCUAGCUUAACUAGUAGUGCAAUUUGCAGACAAAAGAUUGUAAGUUUGAUGAGAAAGUUGAAUUUUACCUCCAUAGUGUGUAUGUAUGAACAUUGGUGACCAUCAAACAUAUAUAUCAAAUUCACUUCAUAUCUUUUAGGUUUUA
This is a messenger RNA of Helianthus annuus (common sunflower), 645 nucleotides long. Its product is annotated as protein PROTON GRADIENT REGULATION 5, chloroplastic. Gene Ontology annotation, biological process: response to high light intensity; photosynthetic electron transport in photosystem I. The coding region runs from base 133 to 510 and encodes 125 amino acids. Gene Ontology annotation, molecular function: electron transfer activity. Gene Ontology annotation, cellular component: chloroplast. The transcript has 2 exons. The record is from RefSeq and is a predicted model, not a curated record. NCBI's taxonomy places the organism in Eukaryota, Viridiplantae, Streptophyta, Magnoliopsida, Asterales, Asteraceae.